AUGGUUGCGCAAUCGCUGGCUUCGCUGCUGCAGCGAGCAUCGAUUGACGACCACGAAGAAGUCCUUCAGUCGUGCAAUGCAGUCCUUGCCAAGUCCAAGUCAGACUUGCAAGCGCAACACAUGAAGAUUGUUGCUCUAUUAAAACUCGACCGCUACGAUGAGGCUCUCCGCACAUUCGAGGCCGGAGGUGAUGCGCUGAAGAAGAGCGCUGGGUUGGAGUAUGCUUAUGCAUCAUACAAAUGUGGAAAGCUUGAGCAAGCCACGGAGGCUGUCACUCGCACCGCUUCUGGCCGCGGUGCUGAUCAUUUGGAGGCACAAGUGCGCUACCGUGCUGAAGAGUUCCGACGUGCCGCUGAGCUUUACGAAAAACUCUCGCAAAAUACGGCAUCUCACAGCCAUGAGAUCAACGACCUGAACAUUAAUUCCUGGGCCACCGAUGCGCAACUACAGUGGAAGGGAGAGCCGGAGUUCGUGCGCCAUGAUCGUCUGUCGAGGGAGGACUUGGAAUCUUUCGAAAUAACCUACAAUGCAGCUUGCUUAAACAUUGCGAAGGGAGCAUACAAGCAAGGCGAAGUCUUGCUCAACCGCGCCCAAAACAUCUGCCGAACAUCGGAGGACCUUUCUCCCGAAGAUAAGGCUGCGGAGCUGUUGCCAAUUGCUGUGCAGUACCUGUAUGUCUUGAUCCGACUUGGUAAGCUGGCAGAGGCCGAGGCAGUUCUCAAAGAUAUCUCCGUGGACGACAUCCCCGAAUUAUCGACCAAGAAGAUCGCCCGGAACAACAUUGUCCUCGCCCGCCAGACUGUCGCAAACCCCUUCUUCCUCUUCAAGGCCCUCCACGAGACCCCAGAUGCUAUCGACAAUGACCGGUUAUUUGAAUUCCAGGACCGCGACCUAGUCGGCAAUGCUCAUGCCACUGAUCUCCUUGUCCAGAAAUACGAUGGUAUCAUUCGGUCCACAUCGAAGGCCCUCUCCCAGCGCCCAUCGCCCUCAACCGAUGCCGACACCAACCUUCUUUCUGUCUACAAUGCCGCAGCCCAAGCGCAAGGCCAAACCGGAUCCAAGGCCCUGAACCAGAUCCUUCCUAUGCUUGAGAGACGUCCCACAGACCUCGGCCUCCUCCUGACGGUAGUCCAACUGUACGUCAACGACGGCAACACCACCUCCGCUAUUCAAGCAAUGGAGCGCACCCUCCGCAGCCUAGAGGGAUCGAUCUCCGAAGCCGAUCAAAACGCCCGCUUCAACCCAGGCUUCCUCAGUGUCCUGGUCUCCCUAUAUCAGCUCGAAGGCCGCAAGGUCCAAAUCCGCACAGUCCUAGCCCAAGCCGCCACCUACUGGCGCAGCAAGCCCGAGUCCCCAUCAUCCCUCCUCCGCGCCGCAGCCGCCUCCCUCCUCCACUCGGAAGACCGCGCCGACCUCUCCACAGCCGGCGACCUCUUCCAAGAUCUUGCCAAGAAAAAUCCGAACGACCGUCUCGCAAUUGCUGGCUACGUCGCCUCCCAAGCAACCCUGGACUACUCGCAAAUUGAAUCCCAACUCAACUCCCUGCCUCAAGUCUCCGACCUAAUCGCCGACAUCGACAUCUCCGCCCUGGAGUCUGCCGGCGUUCCCCCUCCGCCUCAUCAGCGGCAGCAGCUGCCGCCGCCAUCGCAGCGUGUCCGCAAGUCCCGUCUUCCCAAAGACUUCGAUCCUGCUAAGAAGGCUGAUCCUGAGCGCUGGCUGCCUGUGCGUGACCGCUCCUCUUACAGACCUAAGGGCAAGAAGGGUAAGCAGCGUGCUGCGGCUUUGACGCAGGGUGGUGUUGUUGAUGAAAAAGCCAACGAGGCUGCUAGUCAGCAACAGAAGGCCGGCGGCGGCGGCGGUGGCGGUUCUAAUGUGAAGAAGAAUAAGAAGAAGGGGAAGCGGUGA
Penicillium antarcticum is the source of this 1905-nucleotide messenger RNA. RefSeq names its product signal recognition particle subunit SRP72. Gene Ontology annotation, biological process: SRP-dependent cotranslational protein targeting to membrane. The coding region runs from base 1 to 1905 and encodes 634 amino acids. Gene Ontology annotation, cellular component: signal recognition particle, endoplasmic reticulum targeting. Gene Ontology annotation, molecular function: protein binding; ribosome binding; 7S RNA binding. Lineage: Eukaryota; Fungi; Ascomycota; Eurotiomycetes; Eurotiales; Aspergillaceae. The record is from RefSeq and is a predicted model, not a curated record. The transcript is spliced from 5 exons.